GGCAACGGGGGACGCCGGAGAGGGAUGCUCGGCCAUGGCGGGUCCCGGCGCCGCCUCCGCCGCCUUCUGGGAGCACCUCCGCCGGCUGUGCCUGGACCAGUUUCCCUGCGGGAUCGGGAGCUGGGUGAGCUGGGGGGAGGCGAGGAGGGCGACGGGAGAUUGGGGGCUGGGGGAGGGGGAGCAAGGGGAGGGGAUCCUCGUGCUCUCUGCCCCUCCCGCCCAGCAAACAGCUAGCUGCCCCAUGGCACUUCCACGCAGGGCUGGCCGAAGUGCGGGGUGCCAAUGGCGGGCAGAGUGUAUUGCGGGGGGAAUGCAAAUUUCAGUACAAUGAAAUACAAUAUAAGAAAUAACAUAAGCAAUACACACAUACACAUUUUUGUGUGUUUGUGUGUGUCUACACACAGACACACACACACACAUAUAGAUAUAAAAGGUAAAGAAUCAUUAGGUCCAGUUGUAGCCGACUCUGGGGUUGCGGCGCUCAUCUUGCCUUAUUGGCCGAGGGAGCCGGUGUACAGCUUCUGGGUCAUGUGGCCAGCAUGACUAAGCCGCUUCUGGCAAACCAGAGCAGUGCACGGAAACGCCAUUUACCUUCCCGCCGGAGCGGUACCUAUUUAUCUACUUGCACUUUGACGUGCUUUCGAACUGCUAGGUUGGCAGGGGCAGGGACCGAGCAACGGGAGCUCACCCCAUCACAGGGAUUCGAACCACCAACCUUCCGAUUGGCAAGUCCUAGGCUCUGUGAUUUAACCCACAGCGCCACCCACAUCCCUCAACAUAUAGAUAUCCACACACACAAAAUUAAAAAUCAUGCUCAGUCCAAUUGCUACAGCAGGUGGGAAGAUGUUUUAAGUGGUCUGCCAAGACCCUCCUCCGUUAUCAGGUCGUCCAUCGGGAGCAAUAGAUGGGGAGCAGCUCCCGUAGACUCUCAGCCUGUGGGUGUCUUGUCUCCUUCUCUGCAGUGGCCCCAGCAGAAGCUUAUACAUCCCUCCUUUGUGUCCUCUGCAGAAUAAGUCCCGUUUCCCACCAAGGAAGGCCACAGUUUCCCCCAGAUGGGCCUUGCCAAAGGCCAGAGCUUCCCCUCGCGAUGGGUUCCUGCCGCCAGAGGAGGAAAGUGUGGAAUCGCUCACCGACUACCUGAGAAGCCUGGGCUCUCCGUGGGCCCUGCCUGCUGACUGCAGCCCUGAGGACCAGCAGCUGAGGGAGCUGGCUGUGCAGGCUCCAAGGGACAUCCAGGACAGCUUAAUCUUCUCUUACUUCAAAUCGCUCAGGAUUGUGAACAAAAAUGUGGGUGGCCAAGACUCUUGGGUGGUUAAGACCACAGCGCAAGGAUUAGGGAACCUCGGCUCCCCUCCCAGGUCAAGUGGGGCCCACCAGCCCUCCCCAUUUGACCUGUAAGGCCAUUGUGGCCAAGCUAAGCCCACUUACCUGUGGGGGCAGCACCUACAAAGCCUUGUGUCUGUUGCUUUGCAAGUGCCAACAGUCAGCUGAUGAUGGAGGGAGUGGGGUUUUCUUUUUGCAGAGCUGUGCAGGUGUUGACAGUCAUCUAAUUGUUGGCACUUGCAUAGGUCAAUGUGUGGCCCUAAACAAGCCUCAGGGAUCAGCUGAUUUUCAGGGCUUGCAUAGUUCUGUGUGGGUAGCACCCAAGCCAUGUUGAAGGAUGCCCUGUAGCCCAAGGAACAGCCUAGUGCUUAUAUUCCGCUCUGAUGCCAAUGCCUUGUUUGUGCCACUUUGACUCAGAGCUUGAGUGCUCCCCUUCUGUGGACAGCUCAGUUGGUUAGAGCGUGGUGCUGACAACACCAAGGUCACAAGUUUGAUCCCUGAAUGGGACAGCUGUGUCUGCCUUCAUUGUAGGGGUUGGACUAGAUGUUCCUCAGGGUCCCUUCCAACUCUAUGAUCUAAGUGCAUCGACUGCUCCUUUCUGACUGCAGAGUUCUCAGGUGGGAUGUAACUGCCUUCUGUAUUUGGAUUGCCAUGGCACUGCGUUUUUGAGUGCAAGUUUUACGCAGUUCUGACAAUUUUAAAACAAGAAAUAGAGUGUGAUUGUUGUUUGCUUUUCUUAAGUCACCUGGCUGCAUUUACUGUGCUAGAUCUUUACAAUGGAUCACUUGUUUCCUGCUUGUGACCACUCACAGUUUAGUCAGGAUUGUGGAACUUGGACUGCUGGAGGCAGCAGCUGUGUUUUGCAACAAGAGGGAUGGGCUGGAUGACCUCUGAGAGACCCUUGACUCCCUGAGCAUGAGCAUUGUUUGUGUUUUGCUCUCUUCCUAGGUGACUGAAAUUGAUGCUGAUUUGUUAAAGUUCCCAAACCUGGAAGAGCUAAUCCUGAGUGCAAAUCACAUCAGCAAGAUCAACUCCAGCAACCUCCCUCCAACCCUAAAGGUACCUGCAGGUGGGAGGGAAGGUAGAUAAGGGUGGGAGACGUGGGAGAAGUUAGUGGAAUGGAAGAUACAUGGAGCUGAGAAUGUCAGCUAGUCGGUGGGAGGACCGGCUGAGGGGUGGGCUGCUGAGCUUCCCACUGGAACACAGGAUUGGCCCCUGUGAGAAACAGGCUGCUGGAAUACAUAGGCCUUUGGUCUUAUCCAGCCUCAGGGCUCUUUCUGGGUCAGAAGGAGUCAGAUUGCAUAUCUUGGUACAGAAAGUAUUGAUUGGAUGUGUAGAGAUCUUUCCUUUUCUCAUAAAUUCAAGAUGGUUCUGGAAGAUUCUGGAAGCUUCUCUGUGUGAAAGAAAGAAGCAGAAAGUUCGUGUUGUGCUUUCCCUGGAGGCAAAAUUCCUAUUCUUUCUCCUUCUAUCUGAGGAGUUCCAUUAAACGAUUUGGAUGUGUACCCAGCACUCUCGCCCUCUUUGUUACCCGAAGGUUAUUUCCUUCCUCUCCCUCUGCCUUCCACCUGGCAGGUCCUAGAACUUUGUGGCAACGAAGUGGAUGGUCUGAAGGACUUGUGUGCUCACCCGCCUCCUGAACUCCAGCAUCUGGGCCUCGGCCACAACUGCCAGCUCGGUUCAUCCGAAGAACAGUAUCUCACAGACACUUACUGGUAAUGGGAAACUUUUAAGCAGGCAGGAAGAGGAAUGGAGGAGAAAUUUAGUUCAGUGCGCAUUUGAAGCUAAAACAGUGGUUCUCAAACUUUUUUCUCUGGGUCUGGUUUUCAGAAAAAAAAUUUUUUUCAUGCCACACCAAAUUUUUCAUAGAUAAAAAAUACAUUGGAAAACAAAAAGGAACAACCAGCAGAGCUUGAUUUAAAACACAGAACACAACUAUUUCAUAAUAUGAUCAUGGGAGAUACAGAAAGUAUUCAAAAAUGCAGCUGCAUAAGAACAUAAAUCAUUCCCAGAAUAUAAUUGUAAACAAGUCUUCUCCAGCACUCUGUUCAAACAGUGAUUCUGGAUCACAGCUAGGAUUUUCCUCUGUAUCACUUGAUGUUCGUGUUCUCAUUUUGCAAAUAUAUCUAUCCAUAUUCUGCAAAUUAUUAUUAUUUUUAUAUACUAUACUACACUGAAAUGUUUGAAUGUUUCUUUGAUCUUGACUCUUCUCACCACCCUUGCUAUACUCUCUGAUCACACCAGUGUGACUCACCACACCCUUUGAGAACCACUGAGCGAAAUCUAUAAAAAAAUUGCACUUUCUGAAACAAUAUGCAAACUAAAAGACAGCCAUCCUUUGAAAUUUGCACUUAUCCAAAUGUUGUGAUGGACCAAAUGUUUAUAAAAAUGUAUAUAUUGGUUGAAAAUGCAUAAAAAUGAUGGUGUUAGUAGGAAAAUACAUACCAAAAUCAUUAUUUUGGGGGAAAUUGCUUGCAAAAAUGUGUACAUUAGUCAAAAUUGCUUAUAAAGAUGUGUUUAUCAUGAGAAAUUUACGCUAAAAUGCUGGUUAAUUUUUAUGAGGAUCUUUUUAAAAGUUGUUGUUUUUUUGGCUGAUUGCUGCAAAUUGUGGGAAACUGAAUUUAGGAUUGGAGAAAUGAGAAACUGGAAGAACUGAAAGUGACAGUUCUUUCCAUCCUUAGGCAGGAAUAUGUUAAGAGUGUGGGAAACACACUAAUCUCCCACCCCAUCUUCUGCCACUAAGUUCAGUCUCCCUUGAGGUGCAGAUGGGGAAGGGCCUUCCUCACAUUCUUGGUCACAAUCAGGUGUGGCUGAGAAGGAGGAAGGAAUUAGAUUUAGUUCUCAGUUAAAAGUGAACUCGCCUAAUUCCCACGUUAUGAAACAAGACACCAAGCAAGACACGGUUACUCUUUGAAAUUUGCACUUUUCGAAUGCUGUUUCCCAACCAAAUAAUGUUGUUUUUAUUAAAUGCAUAGACUAGCCUAAAGUGUAAAGGUAAAGGGACCCCUGACUGUUAGGUCCAGUCACGGACAACUCUGGGGUUGUGGCGCUCGCCUCACUCUAUAGGCCAAGGGAGCCGGCGUACAGCUUCCGGGUCAUGUGAUCAGCAUAACUAAGCCGCUUCUGGCGAACCAGAGCAGCGCAUGGAAACGCCGUUUACCUUCCCGCCGGAGUGGUACCUAUUUAUCUACUUGCACUUUUGAUGUGCUUUCGAACUGCUAGGUUGGCAUGAGCAGGGACCGAGCAACUGGAGCUCACCCUGUCGCGGGGAUUUGAUCCACCGACCUUCUGAUCGGCAAGUCCUAGGCUCUGUGGUUUAGACCACAGCGCCACCCGCUUCCCAGCCUAAAGUGUACAUGCACGCAUUAGUUGAAAAUAGCAUUUACAGUCAUACCCUGGAUCUCUAACACCUUGGCUCCCAAACAGAUCGGCUCCCAAAUGAUCGAAAACCGGAAGUAAGUGUUCUGGUUUCUGAACGAUUUUUGGAAGCCGAAUGUCUGAUGGGGCUCCUGCAGCUUCCGUUUGGCUGCAGGAACUUCCUGCAGCCAAUCAGAAGCCGCGCUUUGGUUUUCUAACGUUUUAGAAGUCAAUCGGACUUCCGGAAUGGAUUCCAUUUGACUUCCAAGGUAUGACUGUACAUGCAUUGUUUUAGGGGAAAUUGCCUUGCAUAAAUGUGUGUAUUAGAUAAAAUUGCAUGCAAACGUAUGUACAGUUCUAUCGCAUCUUGUGCAGGGGUUCAGUACUCAUGAAAAUUUCGUAUAUCCAAACUCUUUGUACCACUCCAUGGCUAGCACCCCCAGAGCCUGUUGCACUGAGUGUAGGCCAUGCUCAGUGAUGAAGGCGGAGAGCAUAAAAGCAUUUUCCAUACUGGGUAACCCCAACCAGACCUUCCAGCUCUGGAAGCCAUGGGGUGCUUGUGAGAGAUCUUGCAGAAACUUGGAUUGUCCUGCUAGAUCUUGCAUGAGCACACAAAAGCUCCCUGCCAUGCUUGGGUUUAACCUGUGCCCUUUCAACCAGCCUGCCUUCAAUCGCAUAUGGUUGAGAUUGUUGGUAUUAAAGGGUUAAGAAGCUCUAAUCAAGACGCUCUAUUCACUGAGCAGCUGGAGGUCGUUAAGCUUCCAGGAAUGCGAGUUUGUAUAAAUAGUCAGCUCACUCGUGUGUUUGCCCCCCCUUCCCUUUAUUUUGGGGGCGUGUUUGCUGAAAUGUGUGGUUCUUCACCAGGGUUUUUGUUUUGUGUAAAUAAACCUUUAUUUGAGUUCCAAACCGCUUGCUCCAAGAUCCCUUUAUUGAAAAGAUGCUGACUCUCCAGCCCUUCUUGAGCCGUUGUGCGAAAUGCUCUGCUGUAAUGGGACGUUGUCGCAUCGGAAGCGCACUGGACAUUUGAUUAGCAUUAAGCUAAUUAAAGUUUAAUGGGACAGGUUCUGGACAGGUUAUGGUGUUUGUACGUCAAGAAGGAGAUAAGGAGUGCAGUUCAGAGUGAUUUAUGAAAGGACUGGAGCGAAGACAGAAGCGGUUGCCGACAACGAAAGCCUUCAAAGCAGCUUGAGUCCUGCAACGUGCCUAGGAAAAGUUUUAAAGAGGCACUGCGCAGUUUGUACUCGCUGGAAGACGUCUUAUUCCUCGAGGAGCCACCUCAGCAGCUGGGAGACGGUCUACAGGUCUGUGAGUAUCGUUCCUAAGCCCCAGGGAGGAUGGCAGAGUCCCAGGAAAGUUUUACUGUCCCAUUUACGCGACUCAAUGGGAAAAAUUGGCAAGAUUGGAAGGCUAGAGUAAGGGUUUGGUUGCAAGCAAAAGAGUUGUGGAGUUGUACUGAAGCACCGCCUUUACAGGCAGCUGCAGACGCGUCUGCAGAAGACAAAGCAGCAGCGGCAGCUUCACAGAAACGCGACAGGAAAGCCCAAGGUCUACUAGUUUUGGCAGUGGGACCAGAGCAAAUGCCUUAUGUUUCUGAGUUAAAGAACACGCAUGAGGUCUGGACGGUUCUGCAGCGGCUCAAUUCCAGAAACACUGCGGGGGCCAAGAUCCAUGCUACAAGAUGUUUGUUUGAUUUACGUCUCCAACCGGGAGCGUGUGUGAAAGAACAUAUUGCCAAAAUGGUGUCUGCCUUUAAUCAACUAAGACAGCUGGGCAUUCCUUUCUCUAUGGAGCAGCAGUCAUACAUUUUGUUGUCUUCUCUUGAUAAAAGCUAUGAGACUCUAGCUUUAACUUUGGAAGCUAUGCCUUCAACUGAAUUAACCCUUGAAUACAUUUCUUCUCGACUUGCAGAUGAACAGGAUAAAAGGCAAAGAGAAAGAGGUUUGUCUUCAAAGGGGAGUUAUGCUGUGCCUAAGAGUGGGGAUGCUGAGUUUGACCACACAGUAAAUGCUUUUGCAGCUAGACACUGUUUUCGCUGUGGUUCCUCUUCCCAUUUAAUCAGGAAUUGUACACGUGAACCUGGUCAAGACAGCACCAAGGCCGUUACCCCUAGUUACCAGACAAGGAGUUCCAGGGGACGUCGAAGAAGAGGAGGAGGUCGUGGCUACUCCCACAGCACACAGCACAUGGCUUCAGCAAUGGCGUUGAUGCAAGGGCGUGGCCAAGGCAGCAAUCUACGCUGGUUGAUCGACAGUGGUGCAUCUCACCACCUGGUGGCGCCAUCUAGUGUCCGUUUGCAGAAUUGCAGACAUUUGCAAACCCUUAAAGUUGUGACAAUGGCAGAUUCAACUAAACGUUCCUUAGAGACCGUAGGCACAGUGUUUUUGAAGUGUUUGCAAACAGAAAUUGAUGCCUACGUGCUAAAGGGAAUGAAGGGGUGUAUUUUGUCUGUGUCAGAACUUGAUAGAAAUGGGUUUAAAACUGUGUUUGAAAAUGGGGUUUGCACUAUUUCAAAGAAUAACGCAUCUCUUUUGCAGGUGGAAUGCAGAGAUGGGUUAUAUUAUUUUGAGACAAGUCCAGAUGAAGUUGAACAGGUUCAUGCUGGUUGUGUGAACUCGCCUACCCAUAAUUCUUGUGUUCAUUUAUGGCACCGCCGUUUGGGACAUAUUAAUUUUCAGUAUGUUAAAAGGCAACCUGAGUUAUCAGAAGGGUGCAAAUUGAACAAAUGUACUAAGUAUUUGGAUUGUACUGCAUGCAAAAGGGCGAAGGUUCAUAGAUGCAGCUAUCCCAGUUCAAAUAGGAAAUCUGACAAAGUAUUCCAACUUGUGCAUAUGGACCUGUGUGGCCCAAUGCCUGUUGCUAGCAUGGGAGGUUCGAGGUAUGCACUGUGUCUCUCAGAUGACAAAACAAAGGUUACAUGGUUUUUUCCUCUCAAAACAAAAGCAGAUACUGCAGAAACAGUUAAAAAUUGGGUUCAUGCAGUAGAACUUGAAUUUGGUACUAGAGUUCUUGCUUUUCAGACAGACAGAGGGUCAGAAUUUACCGGGUCUGUGUUGCAGAAUUUCUUUAAGAAAAAGGAAUUAAGCAUCGUCUGUCUACACCUUAUUCCCCCCAAGAAGGAGGUGUGGCCGAACGUAAAAACAGGGUUCUGCAAGAGUUGGCAAACUCUAUGUUGUUUGAUGCUAAACUUCCUCAAAGUUACUGGGCGGAAGCCUGGCAGACGGCUACUCAUGUUCUGAACCGAGUAUAUAAUUCGGUAAUUGAUACUACGCCAUAUUUUGCUUUAUAUGGGAAGAAGCCCAAAGUUAAUUACUUUCGGGUGUUUGGAUCUCAAGCCUAUGUACUUAUCCCAAAAGCGUUAAGGAAAAAGGGAAGUCCAAGGGCUAGGAAACUCAUCUUUGUGGGUACGAACCACACGCCAAAUCUUGGAGGUUCGUGAACCCAGAUGGGGAUACUACAAGAGUGGUCCUCAGUAGGAGCGCUGAAUUUUGUGAGCAAUCUGGAUGGACUCACUUACAUGCUAACCCUGACAUUUUGAGAGAUGAUUUAGGCAUUUAUGCUGAGAAAGAAAGUCCAGAGGGUGAUGAGCCAGAAGGGGACGGUGCACAUGGUUCAGAUGCAGAUUCUGACCAGGCACAAGGUUCUUCUCCUAAGGUAGAAAAGCCAGAAUCUAAGAGUGUUCCAACAUCGCCAGUCAGUAGGCCUAGCAGACAGCAAAAGCGAAGCAGGUCGCCUGCAACACCAAGCCCAAGGGAGGUAUCUAAACGGAGGUCUUUAUCCCUAGAGGCACGUCCAGACAUAAAGUCUGAGACAGAUUCUGACAGCCAACAGUCAGAGGGGGCACAAGAGGAACAAUUGCGCAGGUCAAAACGUGCCACAAAGGGCAAGCCGCCAGAGCGGUUUAAGGUGACAAGUGUAUACGUAAAUAUGGCACAGUGUGAGCCAGAUAGCUAUAUAGAGGUACAACAGCUUCCAAGCUCAGAAGCCGUAAAAUGGCAGGAAGCAAUGGAAAAGAGAUGGCUUCAAUGAAGUCUCUUGGUGUGUUUACAAGUACAGAGCUUCCGAAAGGGCAACAAGCUGUAGGUUGUCGAUGGGUAUAUCGUUUAAAGCCCACAACUACUGAGGAGUUGCAAUAUAAAGCCCGACUAGUUGCAAAAGGGUUUUCGCAGCGCAAAGGAGUUCACUAUUCUCAAAUCUAUGCCCCUACUUCAAGAUCGGAGUCAUUAAGAAUGCUUUUAGCCUCUUCAGCUAAGAAGGGAAAUAAGCUGUUUCAUUUUGAUGUCAAUGUGGCUUAUUUAAAUGCAGACUUACAGGAGGAAGUCUAUAUGACGCCACCACCAGGUUUUGAAGGAGACAAGCCAAACCAGGUCUGGCGCCUACACAAAUCCAUUUAUGGGUUGAAACAGUCCGCCCGUAAUUGGAAUUCCUGCUUAAACGAUGCUCUAGAGAGCAUGGGGUUCAGAAAGAGCGCAGCAGAUGCGUGUCUUUAUCUAAAAGGCUCGGGAUGUGAACAAGAAGCAGUCUUGAUAUUUGUUGACGAUUUAUUAUACAGUGGAAAGGACGAUAAACUUGCACAACAAUUUGCCACAAAGCUUGGAGAAAAGUUUCAGAUAAAAUCACUAGGCAAUGUAUCUGUUUAUCUAGGAGUUAAAAUUCAGCAAGAUGAAGAUGGGAACUAUUGGCUCAGCCAAGAAGCUAAGAUCCAGCAGUUGCUGGAAAGGUUUAAAAUGGACAACUGUGCUGGUGUUAAAACCCCAAUGGAGUUAAGUUACACAAAGGAUGCUCAAACUGAGCAACAGGCAGAGUUCUGUAAUCCCGGGGUUACCAGUCAGCGAUAGGCAGUCUACUCCACAUUGCACAGUGGACUCGGCCCGAUAUAACAUAUGCUGUCAACAUGCUGUGUAGACAAGCUGAAAAACCAUCAAUGCAUGCUUGGCAAGGAGUAAAAAGAGUUUUAAGGUAUCUCCAAACUACCAAAAGGUUUCGCUUAAAACUAUCAGCAGAGGGCAGCACACAACUUGAAUGUUGGGCCGACAGCAGUUGGGCAGAUGCUGGACCAGAUAGAAAAUCAGUGUCAGGAAUGGCGAUAAAAUUUGGAAAUGCACUAAUUGGUUGGAGAUCAAGAAAACAAUCACUUAUAGCUUUAAGUUCAACUGAAUCUGAGUUCAAUGCAUUAUCAGAUGUAUGUAGAGAACUGGAAUUUUAUAAGCAACUGGUACAAGAAUUGUUUGGAGAAUGUUCCCUACCUAUCAGAGUGUGGGAAGACAAUCAACCUUGUAUUAAACUAGCUAAAUCAGGUCAAUUCAAGGCACACACAAAACACUUGGAUAUCCGUUAUCAAAAUGUAUGCCAAAGUGUAAAACAAGGUUUAAUUGAACUAAAGUAUUGUCCAAGCCAAGAAAAUCUCGCAGACGGUUUUACAAAAGCUUUGAGUCCGCAAUCUCAUAAAUGUUUCUGUUCAGGUUUAAAUUUGAAUUAAGGUUGGUACAGCUCAGUGUUACGAGCGAGGGGGUGUUGGUAUUAAAGGGUUAAGAAGCUCUAAUCAAGACGCUCUAUUCACUGAGCAGCUGGAGGUCGUUAAGCUUCCAGGAAUGCGAGUUUGUAUAAAUAGUCAGCUCACUCGUGUGUUUGCCCCCCCUUCCCUUUAUUUUGGGGGCGUGUUUGCUGAAAUGUGUGGUUCUUCACCAGGGUUUUUGUUUUGUGUAAAUAAACCUUUUAUUUGAGUUCCAAACCGCUUGCUCCAAGAUCCCUUUAUUGAAAAGAUGCUGACUCUCCAGCCCUUCUUGAGCCGUUGUGCGAAAUGCUCUGCUGUAAUGGGACGUUGUCGCAUCGGAAGCGCACUGGACAUUUGAUUAGCAUUAAGCUAAUUAAAGUUUAAUGGGACAGGUUCUGGACAGAGAUCGUGCCAGUUAAAAUAUGUUAAAGAUACAAUCAUACUGUAUUAUGAAAAAAAUAUUGAUUUUUUUUCCCAAUUGCAAACUGAUAUUGAAAUGGGGAGAACUGAAUUUAAGGUUGGAAAAACGAGAAAUGGAGAGACUAAAACUGAUGGGUUCGCUUGUUGCCAGGUGGGACACACAGGGAAUGUGGGGCACUAUGUUCAUGUGUGCGCGCUUCCUUUAAUCUCGAGGUGCCCAAUGUGGUCCUCCCCAGAUUCUGUAGGACUCCAACUCCCACCAGGCCCAGCCAGCAACAUCCAUGUCACCUGCCCCUGUUCCCAUUAGCUCUCACCAAAGACCCAUUCCCUUCCCUUAUUUUUCUUUAGGCCAAAACUCGUCUCCCUCGACUUGAGCUACAACAAUUUCACCAACUUGCUGAGCCUCCUCUUGAAGCUUUUGACGAUGAAGAAACUGCGGGUUCUGGUGCUUCAGGGAAACCCACUCGCCCUGCUGCCUGGCUACAGGGGGUUUGUCAUCGAUAGCCUGCCAAAACUCUGCACGCUUGACGAUGUGAUCAUCACACCUGACGAGAGACACGACUUCUUAGAGCUGUCUAGCAAUCCGGGUGAGACUUCCUUAGUCAAAGAGCAGUCCAUCUAUGGAAUUUCCACAUCCCUGACAAGUGGCCAGGCAGGGCUAUCUUAGUUCCAGCAGCCAAAAUAUCCAAUGUGUGAUAGUCGGGGCAAGUAAAAGAACUGACUCAUACUCAGAAUGCCAAACCUAGCUUUGCAGUGCAGCUGGACACUUGAACCCAAGCCUGUGUAUGUUUUUCUGGAGCCUCAAUAUUCAGUUUCUCCCCAGACCUUGUAAUAUUAUGGCCCUUGGGUGACCCCUGGUGGUGUAGACUUUUAGACCUCUUCUGAAAUAGACUAGGAUUCAUGCUGAAGCAAAGCUAGAGGAAGUUAAAAUGCUGUGCUUGGAUAAUACCCUCCAUCAUUUUUAUCUUAGACUCCCCUUCCUCCCCCGCCGUGAGAUCACAGAGUCUCAAAACGCACAUUUUGGUGCAAAACAUUCAGGACUGCCACCUUGUGUGAUAUCAUGGAGUCCAAAAAUGUGGGUUUUGGGGCUCUGAUAUCGUGCAAGGUUGCAAUCCUGUGUUUUGAGGUGCUGUGCUGGAUUGCCUCUGUUGUAACCCCCAAACACCCGUGCGAAUGCUAAACAUUCUGUGAAUACACAGAUUGUUGGGUGAAAACAUGGAAAGCCAGAGGAAAUGUAAUGGAAUGGAGUGUCCUGGGAGAAGGUGUGGCUGAACCCUGAGCAGGAGCAUUCUACACUGCAGCAUUUUGUUGCAGCUCCCACUUGUACCCACCCACAAUUUAGUGCUCUCCUCUACCCCCAACCCCAUGAGACCUUUGCACAGCUGAAACAGCGCACCUUCCUUUGCCCCCACGGCUUGACCAGUCCUGCUUUGCUAAGCUGUUUGGGGGCAGAUGUUACAUCCUGCCUGCGUAUGUCUGUCUAUCCUGUGAUUCUGCAUUCAAACGGAUGUUGCCGUUCGAUGUUUUGUCUCCUGCUUUCGCAGAGCUCUUAAAGUGCUACACUAAAAUGGUCGUGGUCGUUGGCAAAGUCAGGGGUGUCCCUAAUCCUCUUGGCCCAGAGGAACCGGAGACUGGACCCGAGGCUCCAAUAAUCACCUACAAUUACUACGUGACGUAUGAAUUUGCCAAAGAUGAGAAAAUUGAGGAGAAAGAAACAGACAAGGUAGACAUUCUUGAAAUGGGGUUGUAUGUAUGUCACUGAUUAAACUGGUUUCAACAGUUCUGCGCUUUCUCCAGGGAGCCCUGGAAAAUGUAGUUCUGCAAAGGGAGAUAGGGAACUAUUAUUAUUAUUAUUAAAACAAUUCUUAAUUAAAAAAAAUUACCCUUCAGCCAAUGAUCAUAGGGUGCUUUACAAUGUAAAAACACAAAAUUGCAUAGCAUGAUAACAAACGAAAACAAUACCCCCUAAGACAUAUACACAGCUUAAAAGGCUAUAGAUUUUUUAAUUAGCCAAAGGCCUGGCGCCUAAAGAUAUGAAAUGAAGGCACAAGCUACAGUUCCCAAUGUGGAGGAAGCCAUGACAGUUACUAUAGUAUACCUUUGGUAGUGUGAACAAGCCUUACCCUAUAGAGCUUAAGUCCUACACAUGGGAGUAUUUCCAUAAGGGCACAACAGUCCAGUGAGGACUGAACCUUGCUUGCAGCUGUUGUGCAGAACCAUCAACUGCGAAAUGAAGUGGAAUUUGGGAUGGAUGCAUUUCAGUAAUGCAAAGGAGGAGGCAAUUCCAUCGUACCAGGAGGAGACACCGCAGAAAAUGAUAAUAAUGCUUUUUGCCCUCUUUAAAGCUGAAUGGCAGGGACGCGGGUGGUGCUGUGGCCUAAACCACUGAGCCUCUUGGGCUUGCCGAUCAGAAGGUUGUCGGUUUGAAUCCCUGCGACGGGGUGAGCUCCCAUUGCUCUUUCCCAGCUCCUGCCAACCUAGCAGUUCGAAAGCACGCCAAAAAGUGCAAGUAGAUAAAUAGGUAGCGUUCCGGCAGGAAGGUAAAUGGUGUUUCCGGGCGCUGCACUGGUUUUGCCAGAAGCGGCUUAGUCUUGCUGGCCACGUGACCUGGAAAAACUGUCUGCGGACAAACGCCGGCUCCCUCGGCCUGUAAAGCGAGAUGAGCGCUGCAACCCCAGAGUCGUCUGCGACUGGACUUAACUGUCAGGGUCCUUUACCUUUACCCUUUAAAGCUGAAUGGCAAAGAUAGCAGAAUACAAGUGUCAGCUGCAAUAAACAUUGCAAUGUUGAUUUUUUAUGUUCAGGAUUCCACCAGCCAGACAAGCCCCUUUUCAGGAUAUUCCACUCUAUUCCCCCUGCAAUAGUUGCCCACAACAAGCUUCCCAUCAAUAGUAGAUGCUUCCCUUAUAGCACAGAAGCAGAGUCACUUGUAAAUGCAGUUUUUCAGGGGGCCAGAGAAACUCUGAUAUACACCAUUAUGCAGUCUUUUCCAGGUUGAUCAGAGUUUCUGUUGAUAAUCUUUUGGGAGAACUCCAAUUUUUAAACUAAAGAGAAGUUUCAAAGCUCCUAAAUGUAGCAAUUUUGCUUAGACAAUUUUUAUUUUGCUUACAAAUAUCUCUACCUUUUAAUAUUAUGUAUUCUUUAUUCUGUAACUGGUUGAUGGGUUGUAAAUAACUUGUUUUAUUCAACAGUAUGCAUUAGGACAGCCUUCCCCAAACUUCUGCUGUCCAGAUCUUUCAGACUACAACUCCCAUCAAGUGUGCCAGUUGAGGCUGAUGGGAUUUGUAGUAAGAAAAAAUCUGGAGGGGACCAGUUUGGGGAAGGCAGCUUCAGUGCCACCUAUGCCUUCAUUCCCCCCCCCCCUUAUUUUGAUCCAUGGAAUGCAGCUGUUCUUGGUGUCUGCAUAUUUCCCAGCUAUGAAAUUUUCACGUGAUUCUUCUUAUAUAUUAUAAUGGCAGUGUGUCUUAGCAGAACCGGUAUCAACUACAUUGAAUGUUGUAAAUGCACAAGGAGGAGUGGAAGGAGGGGGAAGCAACGAGCCCACACCUGUGGACUCUUCAAUCAAAUCUCCUACUGAGCCUGGUGAGUAGCUCCACAGGGCCUGAUGGAGUAAAUUGGACCACAAGUGAACUUGCAUUCUGCAUGCGUUACCAGCCCCACACAGAUAACUCCAAGAAUCCUAGCUGCAGGGAGUUCCUCAUGUGCUUAGCUGAGCCUUCUAGCUGAGCUUAGCCAAGCCUUUGGGCACAGCUGAGGGCUUCUGCAAGCUUUAAAACUCAUGCAGAAAUUAACCAGGGUAAUUAUUAAAUAGCUCAGCUCUAAUGUGCUAUGAGUGCACUUUGCAAGACUGUAGUAGAUUUGAGCUAUCUAGCUGCUGAUAUUUAGCUAUAGUUUCUAAAGAAUGCCUAUUAAAAUCCUUUGCUAGGCUUCUACUAGGAAGUUGCUUGGCUUCCUAGUUUCAGAAGUCAUGAUUGCAAAGUGGAGCAUGACUCUUCAAUGGCAGAAAGUUGUUACGCAGCCACCUUUGUUUCCAAGCUCUUUCCCAAAGUCUGUGGAUGAGUAACGGGCAGCCUUUAAAAUGUCACCAGGUUUAAAUGCACCAUAAAUGCAACUACACAUAUGCCAGUCCCUUCAAAUUAAGUCCAGGUUUUCUUCACCUGCUAUGGAAAGGAGGGGGAAACCUGUGGCCCUAUAGAUGUUGACGGACUACAUGUUCCAUUAUCCCUGACGGUUUGCCAUACUGACUGGAGAUGAUGGGAGCUGGAGUCCAACCACACCUGGAGGACUGUAAGUUCCUGCACCCCUGUGCUAAGGGACAAGACAAAGCACAAGUGCGAUCCCACUUCAUGCCCCCACCUCUCCUUUUCUGUCAAAUCUGUUAUUGUUACACCUACAAUAACUGCAAUUAAAUCAGUCAUGGAUAAUGGACAUUGUAGUCCAGGACACCAAGUUGUUGGAAGUUGGUUUAAAUCAAUAAAGCCUUUUUCUCUUUGCUUGGGCCCCUUCUUUGCAGGGAAACAGCACAGAGAUAUUAAUUCUGCUUAAUGAAAACUUGGUGUGAUUGCAAAGUAUGCAGGCUGUUCUCUUUAACUGAACCACAUCUUUGGCCCAGUUAAAGAGAAUCAUUGCUGUCCUUGAUUUUCUGUUACCUGAAGGUGAUUAUCUCCAACCAAAUUUGGGAAUGAUUAUUGGCCUAGUAAGAAAUCAGCUAUCCACUUCUUAAAUAGUGUUGCUACUGCUUUAUCUCUCGGGACACUGAGGGACCUGUUAGCAGAGCAUGCUGGUUGAUUAUUAACAAAGGACAUUCUUAUCCUGAACUGUCACCUGAUCUAGCACAAGAGUUUUGGCCUUCCUGUUUAACAUGCUGAAUUGCAACUCAGAUGUUGAGGCAAGAAGGGGUUGCUUUUAAAUCUCCCUGUCUGGUUUGAUGCAAAACCCCAGUCAUGUUAUAAGCAGUGGGGCAGGGCAGGGGUGGGCCUCUGGGGUUCGAAGCCCACCAGAGAGAUUCUCUGUAUUCUUCUCAGAUGCUUUUGCCUGGCUGGAAUGUGUCCUUGGAAAUGUGAUAAUGCCUUUUGCAUGCCUGGAUGAAGGGCUAGGGGGUACAUUGGGCGGGUGUCUGCAAAAACCAGAAAUUUGCAUUGCUAGACUGUAUGCUUCCAUUCAACAGUAAGGGAAGAAUCCAUUGCUCUGCCUGUAUUUUGCCCCUGGUAUCUGCCCGCCCCCCCGGCCCCUCAAAGGUGGCACAUGAGGGAAUGUGACCUGACCUUUGAGGUGUCCUGUUCUGAAGAUGUGCUUUCCUCAAAAGCCCUUCGUUUCUCCCCCUUAGGAAAUGUUUAUUCCACCCCUCGAAAGCCCUGGGCUGAGGUCAUAGACUGUGACCACACAAAGGAGCAUGUCACCAGAGAUAUGGUCGCUCUGAAGGCCUAUCUUCUCGCCGGAACCACGGUGACAGUUGUGGAGGAAAAGGUUACGUAUUCCAAGGCAGAUUCUGUACAGAUAUAGAUGCAAAUAUAUAUGCAAAUAUUCAAACUGUCUUUUAUAUUUACAUGUUUAAAUGGUUUUUUUAUGUACUGAAGUUCUCACCCUGGGCCAGCAGGGGGAUACUGUAGAUAGUUAUGCAAAUGAAGGAUCGAAAGUGACAUUCAGUGAUUGGAUAGUUUGUAUGCAAAUGAAGGAUCGGAAGUGACGUUCGGUGAUUGGAUAGUUUUAGAAAGUUGUUACAGUAACAAGGUACUGGAGCUCUAUAUAAGCAGGCUGACUGAGCCCUUCAGCUCAGUUCAGUUCUGGCCUCAGAAUAAAGAAGAGCUGUUUGAAGAAUCGCUGUGUCGUCUGAUAUGUUCGCCCACAACUUAACAGUUUUUGUAUAUGUAAUUGUUUUCACAUGUGUUAUUAUGUUGUUAAUCGCUUCAUGAUGCCCCAUGGGAAGUGAUUUUGACCUCUGCAGCUGCCUCAGCUUUUGUAGCUGGAGUCAGUCCAGACCCUGCCCUCCCAGGCCAGGGGAAAAAAAGCUUGCAGGGCAGGGAGCAAGUCUUUUUGGACUCACAGCCAAGAUGGGAAUAUACUAAAAAUCCACGUUAACAUAUCUAUUCUGGAUUUUGGCUUUUUAAAUGUUAGCGGGUGAUAUGAAAUGUUACAAUGUUACAUUAAAUGCUACAAUGGCAUGAAAACGCCCCUUUGCUUUUGCGUUUUGAAAGUUCACUAAUAAUCUGGCCUUUCGUUGCCCUAAUAAACUCUCUUGCUUCACCAGGUUGUCUCGUGGCCGGUCGUUCUCACCCCAAAUGAAAGCCCAACCAAAAAAGGCAAAGAUAAGGGGAAGGCAGAGAAAGGGAAGGGAAAGGGGAAAGGGAAGGAGAAGGAGAAGGAGAAGGAGAAGAAGGCAGAGAAAGGGAAAAAGGACAAAGGCAAAGAGGAGAAGGGGAAAGCAAAGGAUGCUGGAAAGGUAAUGAGAGGUGAGAGUUGUGCCCGACUGUUGCUCCAGUCAAAAGUGUAUGAAGCCAGACCGGGGGGCAGUUAAGCAAUGCCUGAAACAGAAAUGUCAGUUUGCAAAACACGCAUAAAGCAUUUUAUGUAUGUAAAGACAAAAUUAGGGGGGGGGGAAUGGGGUUAUUCUCAAAAGGUGUGGCAGGAGAGGAUGGCACGGGUGGCGGGAAGAUUCAAGGACAACCCAGGAAACAUUUUAACAUUUCAGCGUGGUGCGGUGCAGUAUCAAAAUAUUUUUGUUUUAUUUGUAGAAUAUGUAGCUGCAUUGUUUAAUACUUUCUGGAUGUUCCAUGAUCAUAUUGCAAAGUAGUUGUGUUCUGUGUUAUAUCAAUCAAGCACUGCUAGGAGUUGUUUCUUUUUAAUUUUCCGAUGCAUUUCUUAUCAAUAAAAAAAAAUUGGUGUAGUGCGAGCAAACCUUUAAUCUGAAAGUAUGGCCCAGAUAAAAAGUUUGAGAACCACUGGGUUAAGCAACGCGGGAAGCCUUGCCUUCCCGUUAUGUCCAAACAAGGGAUAGUGGUUUGUUGCUCCUUAACAGGCCACGAUUCAUAAGCUGGCAAUAUACUCUGGCUUCAGGUUGGCUGGUGGUCAUGGCCACUUGUUUGGUAGAAUGAAACCGUAGCCCCUGGUUUGGCUGUAACGUGCAAAGCCAGGGAGUCUGGCACAGUCCCCUGGGCUCCUUUGGGAGGAAGAGGGGUGGGGUAUGACCUUAAAUAUAAAUAAUGGUCCUUGUUUGUUUAUUGCACUCAUGCAAAGUGUGUCCAAGCUCCCUGCUCUUCACAAUAGGCCAAGGUCAGCCAGGAAGUCUGGCUUGGCCACUUUGUGAGGUAACAGAAAAAGAUCUCACAAGGAAAACAAUUAGCUGCCCACAGCCUUCAUUUUUAGGACGCAAAAGCCUGCCCUUCAAAAUUCUCUUCCUGUGUAGGCCUGAUAAACUCUGUCCCUUCCCAUUUUUAGAUGUCACUUGAACAUGUUUCCAAAAGGUGACUCUGCUUUUGCUGCUUGUAGUCCAAAAUAUCUGGAAGGCUUUAGAUUGGCGAAAUCUGUUUUGCAUUUGUUUGUAGGGCUAGCCUGAAGCAUUUGGAUCCUUUAGGUGAGGCAGCAGAUGGUGUCUCCCCCCCCCCACCCCAGAGAGUACCCAAAACUUGCCAAGUUAUUUUGGCAUCCAAGGCAGAAAACCCCAGAAGUGCCUCUUUCCUUCUCUGGCAGGUAAAACAAAAAUAACAGUAAUAAAUUAAAAAACUUUCUGCCUUUCGUGACAGCUGUAAUUAGCUGCCUUUAGUGCCUGCCUCACAUUGCCCGACAGCGGAGCCAGCGAUGGUUUUGGAUUUUCUGCUGUUCUCAAUUGACGACAACAAAAGCAAUAAUAAGUUACCAUAUUUUUAUUUUUUUAAUGUAUUUAGCAGUUUAUGUUGCAUUUGCAAUAGAACUGCCAGGAUAGCAGUGUUUAAAACAUAAUAAAAUUUCUAAGAUGGUGGUCUUGGAAUUGCAUGCCCUCUAACAUUUCUCUACCAAAAAUAGGGACAUCCUAUUCAACAACAACAACAACAACAACAACAACAACAACAACAAUAAUAAUAUCCCACUCAUCUGACUGGGUUGCCCUUGCCACUCCAGGCAGCUUCCAACAUAUAUAAUAACAUAAUAAAACAUCAAACAUUAAAGAAACUUCCCUAUACUUUAGAUGUCUUCUAAAUAUUGUAUAGUUACUUACCUCCUUGGUUCUGGGAUCGUAUAAUUCCAUACCCUCCAACAUUUCUCUGAUGAAAAUAAGGACAUCCUAAGGGAAAGCGGGACAUUCUGGGAUCAAAUCAGAAACCGGGACGGCUUUUGUAAAUCCGGGACUGUCCCUGGAAAAUAUGGACAUCUGGAGCGUCUGGAAUUAGGAUUCAGUAUCAGUGAAUCACAAAUAAACAAGGAAUUAAUUUAUAAAUAUUCAAAUAAAUAAAAAGUUAGCUGACUGUAACUCCUCCUCUGACCCACGGCAAUUUUUGUAGACUCUUUAAAUUGACCUGCUUGAGUUUACAAUGUGCAUUAUUGCAACAGCGGUUGUGUUUAUUGUUAGUGUUUGUUACUGUGGUUGUUAGCUGGAUAUUCUGAAAAUCUUUGAAUAAGAUUAUUAAUAACCCAGAAUGAAUUUAUCUGAUAUGCUGCCACAUCCCCAUAGGGUGGGAAGAAAAAGAAGUCUCCUUCUCCUGAGCUACGAAGUGACCCUCCCAUCGUGAAGGUCCUGGGCUCAGGCCAUGUCAACCUGGAAAGCCUUCUGGCGGGAGAGCCUCUUGUGGAGACCGUGUGCGACUUUGGCAUUCUGAUAACGGAGUCAACUAGUAAGCCCCCGUCUCCGAAAGAAAAGGUAUUUGGCAACUGAAUCUGUGUUAAAUGCAGCCACCAGGUCAGAAAGGUUGUUUUCCUGAGAAAGCCCCCCGUGGGCAGAAUUGGGCCUUGGUGCUCCUAUUUAUGUCACCAACAUUGCCUGAAACAGGACAGAAACGGCUGUUAAGCCUGUGCUUAGAGUCAGAAUGGGAGGUUAGGUUGGCCCCCAUCCCAACAUAAAUCCUGAAAAAAGCUUUCCGUGUCGUCAACCAACAUGGCCAAGGUGGUUUCAGUCCCAUGAUGGGUUUCAGUACCAGUUGGAAGGGAUCCAAAUGGUCCACGUGCUCCAGAUGUGCCUGGAGGGAGCUCCCACUCAGUCACCUUGGCCAGGAAGACUAUCUGCAAUAAGGAAAGCGACGUGGAAAGUGAAACUGGAAAGUAUAGGGGUAACAUUUUCCUGAUGCAACGUCCUCUAGCCUCCCUGCAAACAAACCAGGAAGAAUGCUCAUUCAGCCGCCAACAUCAUCUAAUCUCCCCACAGCCAAGUCAGGAUAAAAGCAGCCAGAGGGUUGUAGUAACUGAGAGCUCAGGAGUCACAAGGCCCUUCGUGUGGCCCCUGGGGGCAUGAGGCCUACUGCAUGGAGCAAGGGCUAUCUGCUGACCUGUGUGGGAUGUCAUCCCACCUACCCACAAAUAUGGGGCAGCUCAUCAGCUGGGCUUCUUGUGGGCAAUGUUAUGUGCAUAUUGCCUUGAGAAUGGUGUUUUAGAACAGGGGUCAGCAAACUUUUUCAGCAGGGGGCCGGUCCACUGUCCCUCAGACCUUGUGGGGGGCCAGACUCUUUUUUUUGGGGGGGGGGAAAUGAACAAAUUCCUAUGCCCCACAAAUAACCCAGAGAUGCAUUUUAAAUAAAAGGGCACAUCCUACUCAUGUGAAAACACGUUGAUUCCCUGACUGUCCGCGGGCCGGAUUGAGAAGACGAUUGGGCCGGAUUCGGCCCUUAGUUUGCCUACCCAUGGUUUAGAAGAUGAUUAAUAAAUGUAAUAAUGAUAAUGACCUCAGGUUGUGUCACAGAGUCUCCAAACGCGUAGGUCAGGCCUCCAUCUGGCUGUACAGACUGUUCCUGGAAGAACUCUUAGUCUGUCAUAACCUUGUACGGAAGAAAAUACCCACUUUUUAGAAUAACUUGGCUGAUCAGACUGAAAGUACAGACGUGUGGUUUGAAAGGUGUAGCUCCAAAGUAUUUAAUCGGUAUGACAUUUCUGCACUGCCUUUUUUUUUUUUUUUUUGCACACGUGUGUUUCUAGCCUCCCUAAAAAGCACAAACUUCUUUUCUGUAGGAUAGUAAAAAGGGUGCUAAAAAGGACAAAAAAGCCAAAGCUGCAGCUACCGAGACCGCAGCGACAAAGAAGGCCACCACACCUGUCAAAGGUAAUCCCAGGAGAGCCCCUUCGUAUUAUGGUUACUUUGGGUGUCUUUGGGUGCUGGAAAUCUGCAUGAAGCCCGGGCAAACUGCAAAGUUAAAAUCUUCACUAAGAUGACAGUUAUGCAAAACAGUGGUGUUUUGCAUACCUAACUGCCUGUAACCAGGGCUGUGUACCCACCAUAUAUUUAAAGUACAUUUGAAAGACAUUUCCUUCCUUCUGGAAACGGUAGUUUGUUAAGGGUCACCAGGAACUGUAGCUCCGCUUGGGGUAAACUUCAUUGCCCAUAAUUCUUUCAGGGAAAGAAUGUGCUUUGAAUAUUCUUUAAAGGUAUAACGGGUACAUAGCCUAGGGAUGUAAGAAAACAUCGUUUUCAAUUCUACCCCAUACAGCACUGGUUCCAGUCCACUACCAUUUGUUUCCUGCCCAAAACUAUUCCACUUGUCUCUCCAUCUGCUGUGGUGAAAUUGUAUAGCUCACCUAAUUAAUUAUGUAAAUUACAUUAUUGCAUUGUCAUUACGCUGUUCUACCCUAUUAAUUCCAGUGCAAAGGAAACACAAUACAGAUGGGGAGCAGGAAGCAACGUAAUCAGCAACGUGCUCCUUGUGGACUGGAAGCCACAAGAAUAGUGACUAUUUGCACAAUUGAUUUGUGUUCCAGACAUGAGGCGAAUAAGCAAACAUUGGAAGUGAAUUUUGUUUAACAAAAUUUCUAUAAUGCUUAUAAAAUUUCUAAGCACUUACAAAACAUAACAGCAAAACAUUAAAAUCAUCAGUAAAAGAACAGUAUUUAAAACAUUCAAAAGAUAAUUAAAAGCAAUAAAAAGGUAAAUGAUAUGUAUAUCUCGAAAGGCAUCCCUAAGCAAAAAUAUUUUAAGCAACACAAAAACGCCUGAGGCCAAUAAGCAGGGAGUUCCAAAGUGAGGCUGUUGCCACACCAAAAUACUGUUUUCUUAUUGAAUGAGUAGCCUAUGGCACUUUUAACAGUGCCACUUCCACACCGACCGAAGCAGCUAAGAUUAGGCAAGUAAAUUUACGCUCCCAUUUCCAUUCCCAUUGGAAUCCUCUGGUAUCUCUCCCUGUACCUGCACUUUUGCAAGCAUUCUGCUUCUCUUAUGGGGACCAGGAACUACUAGUUCUUUUUUAAAGGAUAAUGGAAAAUCACCAAGAGGUCACGAUUCUAUGUCAUUCUGUUAGACUAUUUCGGAACAGAGGAAGCUGCCAAGUCAGAACCAUUUGCCCAUCUACCCCAGUAUUGUCUACACUGACUGGCAGCAGCCCUCCAGGAUUUUAGACAAGGAGUCUUUUCCAACCCUCCCUGGAGAGGCCAGUGGGGACUGAACCUGUGACCUUUGGCUCGCAAGGCAGGUGCUCUGCCACUGAGCUGUGGCCCUCCCUCCUUGUCAGAGUGGACUGGUAUGACUGUCUUACGUGGAGGAAGUGAUUUGACCUUUCCUGGAGAUCUCAGGCCAUAACAAGGAAGACUGGCUGCGAGAAAAUCUAUGAGGAGUUUGUGCCCCUGUUGGUUAGACAUGGGCAGAUCCAUUUUCCAUUUGAAUUGCACCCAGAAUCAGUUGCAGUCCCCUUACAGUAAGACAGACUCUGCUGUCUGUUACAUCACACACUAAAGGCGUCUGCACUUUCCCUGGGCAAGAGGUCCAGGAAUUCAAUGGGACUUUGUUUUGUGUUGGAUUGUGCUGUAAGUGCACAUUUUAACCCUUCAUUUUAACACUUGUAAGGAGCCGAGCGCACCACCCAAUUUGUUCCAACUACAGGAAAUGGCUGUCAUUGUCUUCCAACUGGUGUCAAAUAUUGAGUUACUAGCCCAUAUAAGUAAACAUAAUAUAUAAGGUGGUGCUUGUCGCUUCCAGUUUUCCAUGAUGCGGAUUAUGAUGUUUACCUGGGAGACAGGUAAUUCCUUUCAGCAUCAUGUGGAGAGUUGUUAAGCCAGAGUAGAGUUGACUUUGUGAUAAACACUCUGACUUACCCGUUGGUCAAGGUGCCUGGGUGGGAGAAAUGAAGAGGAAAUAUGUUUUCAUAUAGAGACAUUUCCUUGAAUGGUUUGUGAAAGGCAGACAAUUUGUUUGCAGAUGUUUGGGUAUGACUGCUGAACUUGAAAAUGUUGUUUUCAUAAAGUCAUGUGGCAGGGAAGUGUGGUAUCAAUUCAUGCAUGAGGGAUUCUGCCUACAUGCACCCCAAACAGCAACAAAAUAUUUUGGCAGUAAAAAAAUAAACCUGGAAGAUGAAGAAAUAGCUGCAGGUGUGUUUCACUUCAGCUCCACCAGAGGCACUUUAUCAAUACUGCCUGGUGUCUUCUACCUGUUUUGGACUAUAACUCUGCCCAGCACCUCUGUGCUGGCUGGAGCAGAUGGGAGUUGUGCUGCAAAAGAGCUGGAGAACACCCAGUGGGAGAAGGCUGGUUCCAACAGUAAGCAGGGGCUGUAUGUGGCAAUGACCAUGUUAAUGUAAACAUAUGAGAUGGCAUUGAAAGUUAUAGAUUAAUCAAAACCUUAACGACUGGGCGUGGUUUAGCUCAGGGGAUAAAGCUCCAAGAAGUCUGUCUCUGGGAUCUUUAAUGACUCCCAAUGUCAAUUGCAAACAAUCUGAUAACCUGCACCUUCGCUUUUUCCUUCAGCUCAAAACCUCUUGUUGGAGCUAUGAAUUUUAAAAUUACUGAACGGGUAGUCCCUCCUUGGGUACAUAGGAAGUUGACUCAUACCCACAGGCCCAACUAGCUCAGGACACUGACUGGAGACAGGGUUGCUCUCAGACCUGCAGGCUGCAAAACAUUUGCUCUACCACUGACUGACCUCCUUUCCCAUUCCCCCCAUCAGUUCAGCCCCUUUGAGGUAUGAAUAAUAGUUGGUUGAAAACAAACCAACAAACCCUGAAAGGCUACAUGGGUUAAGGGAAAAGGUCCUUCAGGGGGUCAGUUUUAAGUACACCCACUCAGUGGGUAGGAGGCUUAAAAGAAGCAACAGUACAUAUUUCUCCCUUCUUUUUCCAGGAAAGGGGAAAAAGAAGGACUCUCCAGAUGGGGCAGAUAUUCUUCAGAGCCAGCCAGUACCGCUGACGGUGGAAUUCCAAAUGCAACAUGUGAAAUGGAAUUCAGCUUCACAAAUCCUUUUACAUUACAACAUGUCAGAGUAAUUGUUUUGUGGGGAGCACAGAUUGUGCUUUUUAAAAAGCUUCAGGGGUGAGGGAUGUGGAUUCUCAAGAGCUAUGUCUACCUGCUGCGGGAAGCUGAGGUUGUAAGGGCAGGCAGUCGCAGUAAAGGUUAUGCCAGGGCAGGGAUGCCUUUAUAUCACACAUCUGCAUCUUUGGCCUGACCUCAGAAGUUUGACCAUUUGGCUCAUCCUGGAUGCAGGGAGCAUCACUUUCCUGUGGAACACUGAAGACCUGCUGCAUUUGGGUGGGAGGCAGCGCGGCGGAAUUGAUUUAUUUGCAAAUGUUCUGAGGUCCAGAUGCAGAACUGUCCAAAGGCAGAGUCGGCACAGGUUCCCCCUCCCCCCAAAAGGUUCUGAAUAGACAAGAGCCCCCACCCACAAGCCUUUCUGCUUCCAAAAUCCAAGAUCAGCAUUAGUGGCCAAAUCCUGCCCACCCCCUUUCCCCAAAAUAGAGACAAUAUAUAUUUGAUGGGACCAUUGGCUUAAAGAGAAUGUACCAACAGUAUGUCGUCUGAUUUUCAGUUUAGCCUCUAAACUUUUGUAAGAAUCAAGGGAAUAAAGCCUUUAACCAUCUAUCAGCAGCCAAUAUAUCCUCCUGUCUCACAGUGUGGAAAGUUUGAAACCUGCAAAUAUGGACACCCGAAAGCCUACGUAUGUGGGUGUAAAUGCAUGUGCACUCUCUGUUCUUUAUUUGUGCCUGAUAAUUGUCACCCCAAAGCCUGCAAAAGCUUUACUCAACAAUAGCUCAACAAUUUUGUCUUCAGCAUCUAGUACAUUUCCCACACCAGCAAAUUGCAUCAUUGUAACUUUUGGGACUACUCUGGACAUGCGAUCUAGCUAGCAAGUUUUAAUAGAGUAUUUUUGGUUUGGUGAAAUAUGUUCUAUUCACCAACCUGGAUUAUUAGUUGCAUUUAUCACAGAGCAAGUGUUUAAACCUCAUGGUUUCAGAGAAGCUCAGAAGAAAACUGAAUAGCACUUGUCAUAGUUGUGAUAGAGCUUCUGUUGACUUACCUCUCCUACUGCACCCUGCCUCUUUUAUUCUGCAGUUUGUGAAAAGUCUCAACAGCCCACCUGGUGUUUAUAAUAAAUGUUAACUAGGAAUGUU
This is a messenger RNA of Podarcis lilfordi (Lilford's wall lizard), 25071 nucleotides long. The record is from the annotation of a GenBank genome assembly. NCBI's taxonomy places the organism in Eukaryota, Metazoa, Chordata, Lepidosauria, Squamata, Lacertidae.